AUGGCAGCUGCUUUGCCUCUGAGAAACUUGGAGGAUGAGGUGCUGUGCUCUAUCUGCCUUGACUACUUGAAAGAACCAGUGACCAUAGACUGUGGUCAUGUCUUCUGCUAUUCCUGCAUCAUUAAAGUCUGUGAAUGUUCCGGGCAGCCAUUAUAUUGUUCUCUCUGCAAAACAGCUUUUAAGAAAGAGAAUAUCCGCCACGUGUGGCAGAUGGCCAGCUUGGUGGAGAAUAUCUGGAGGAUGAAGAUAGAUCAGGACAGGCAACCCAGAGAAGACAGACCACCUGAGAAAAGAACAGAGAAGCUGUGUGGGCGACAUCUAGAGAAGCUGCAUUACUACUGUAAGGAUGACCAGCAGAUACUGUGUGUGAUGUGUCGGGAAUCACCAGAACACAAGCACCAUGCUGCUGUUCUCCUGGAGAAGGCUGCAAAGCCUUACCGGGGUAAAAUUCUAAACCAUCUGAAGAUUCUGAAGGCAGACAGGGAUAGAAUUCAGAAUUUUCAGUCUACAAGAGAAGAUGAGAUUCAGACCCUGCUGACAGAGUUGCAGAACCACAGGCAAAGCAUAGUGUCAGUGUUUGAACAGGGCCAUCAGUUCCUGAGAGAAAAAGAACAGUACCUGCUGGACCUGCUGGUGGGGCUGGAGCAGGAGCUCAUAGAAGGCAGGAGCAGCCACAGCACCAGAGGCUCAGAGGAGGUAGUGCGGCUCGGAACCCUCAUUUCUGAGUUGGAGAAGAAGGUUCGGCAGCCAGCACUUGAACUUUUGCAGGACACAAGUGACAUAAUAAGCAGGUAUCCACGGAAGAAGUUCUGGAUUGAAAAGCCUAUCAUCAGUCCUGCAGUUAAAAAAAGGGCAGAAGAAUUUUCUGAUAAAAUUCUUAUUUUAGAGAAAGGACUGAGAGGAUUCCAUGGGAAAUUGACGAGGGACCUGGAAUAUAAAACAAUGAGAGUCAUCCUGAAUGCUCAGACAGCCAAUGGAUACCUCUUGGUGUCUCCAGAUGGGAAGAGUGUGAUACUCACUGACUUGUGGAUGAACAGAUGCCAGCAUUGGCAGCAGUUUGAUCCUGAGCCUGGUGUGCUAGGCAGCCAGGGCUUCACCUGGGGGAAAGUGUGCUGGGAAGUGAAAGUAGAUAGGAUCUGGUGGAGAGAAGAGGAGGAGGAAGAAGUAGCAAAACACAGAGGUGCAGUGUUUGGUGGAGUCUUAGGAAUCACUGAUGCACACAGUUCUGGAUUUAGAAACGAGAGUGAAGAGUUGGAAGAACAGUGGGCUCAGGAAGAUGGAAUGUGGUCUAAAUUCUGCUUGGUGGUGGGGGUGGCAAGGGAGUCAGUUGAGAGAAGAGGGUCUCUCACUUUCACCCCUGAGGAGGGAUUCUGGACUCUGCAGCUGUCUUCAGCUGGGGUCUGGAUCCGUACUGGCCCUGAGCCCUUCCAGGUCCUGUCCUACUGUCCAAGACAGAUUGGCAUUGCCUUGGAUUAUGAUGGAGGAAAGGUAACCUUUACCAAUGCUAGAACUCAAGAGUUUAUCUAUGAAUUCUCAUCUUCCUUCACAGGGAGAAUUUUUCCUUUUCUUUUGGUUAAUUGCAUGAGAUCCAGACUUACCCUCAAACCCUGA
Jaculus jaculus (lesser Egyptian jerboa) is the source of this 1611-nucleotide messenger RNA. Its product is annotated as tripartite motif-containing protein 26-like. Gene Ontology annotation, molecular function: protein binding; zinc ion binding. NCBI's taxonomy places the organism in Eukaryota, Metazoa, Chordata, Mammalia, Rodentia, Dipodidae. The record is from RefSeq and is a predicted model, not a curated record. Bases 1 to 1611 code for a protein of 536 amino acids. The transcript is spliced from 7 exons.